GCCCCGAACCGAACCCCUUCAGCUCAAUCCCAAGACGGUAUCAGAACGCUUGCACGUAUCUCAAAAUGUCAACACAGUCAACAAUGAAUGGUGAUACCGCCGAGUCUGGCUACCCUCACGUGCCAAAGUAUUUUUUCCCGACGCAACAGAUUCCUAAGUUAUCAUGUAAUGAUCCGCUGGCCGACGAACUCAUAUCACAAGAGAAACCUGUUGUUCUAACAGACACCAAGCUUUGUGAAUCUGCACUAAAGUGGGACUUGGAUUAUUUGGCCAAUAACAUGGGUAAUGAACGGUACAUGGUGUUUGUUUCACAGAACAACAGAUUCAAAUAUUAUGAUGAAGCAAAAAUGAAGCAGUAUAAGAUAAACUUCAACCCACCAACAAGAAGAGUAGACAUGACAUUUACUGAAUUUGUGAAAAAGUUACGAGAAUGGAAACCUGGUGAUGAAAGCAACAGAAAAAGCACAACUGGGGCCCAUUAACUUCUAACCUUUUGCUAGUGGGAAUGGAAAGUAAUAUUACACCAGUACAUUACGAUGAGCAACAAAAUUUCUUUUGUCAGCUAAUUGGGAAGAAGAGGUGCAUAUUAUUUGCUCCUGAACAUUAUGAGCGCCUGUAUCCUCAUCCAGUGUAUCAUCCACACGAUAGGCAGUCACAGGUAGACUUUGAUAUGCCAGACUUGGAAAAGUUUCCUGGGCUUGAUCAGCUUCAAGGUUGGGAAACUGUUAUAGGACCUGGAGAAGUGCUUUACAUACCUAUGUAUUGGUGGCAUCAUAUAGAAAGUUUACCAAAUCUUGGCCACACAGUUUCUGUCAAUUUCUGGUAUAAGGGUGGUCCAACAGAAAGUGUUGAAUAUCCUCUAAAACCACGACAAAAAUUGGCCAUCAUGCGAAAUGUAGAAAAGAUGUUAUUAGAAGCUCUGAAAGACCCAGGAGAAGUGGGACCACUUUUGCGUUCAUUAGUUCUGGGUAGAUAUUCUGGUGAGGAUGCUUUAAAGGAAGAAGGAAAUCUGUGAUUUUAUACUGGAUGAUUUAGGAAUAGUUUAUUGUUAUACAAUACAUUUACAUCUACAGUAUGAUUGUCUUCUUUUGAAACUGUACCUGUUUGAACAGCUUCAUUUCUACCUUUUGGAAGGAAAUAUGAUGAAGUUAAUUGUUUACAUAAAGUUGCUAAUUGAAAAAUCUUGUUGGUGCUUUGUAUAGAAAAUAUAGAAUAUUGAGUUAAAGAUUUGAUAUACCCUUUGGUGUUGUUAAUUCAACUUUUAGAAUUAAUUGUCCUUUUAAUUCCAAAGGUUUUGAUAUGAGUUAGCAUAACUUUCUGGUAUUUUUAUAUUGUACUAUCCUUAGUAGUGUGGCUGGUUGAUGUGGAAAAAGAACCUUUUAUUUAUUUACUUUUCUCUUAUUAUCUGGAAUAUUGCAAAUGUUAUGAAGUACUAUUCUCUCUCCUAUGAAAUAUCAAGGAAUUGCAAAUAGUAAUGUUACUUUUUACAAAAAAGUUCAAGUACAGUGUAGCUGCAUAAAGGAAUGAAUAUUGGUGAAGAUGUGACAAACACUAAAAUAACUUAAGUUUUUCAGAUAGUUAUUUGUGUAAGCAGAGAAAGUACAUGCUUAAGCUGACAGUAAUGUGAUGUACUCCAUCUGUAUCCUAGUCCUAUUCCCAGAAUGAUUUAUAAUCUGAAAGUUUUUUGUGCACAAAAGGAAUUGUACUUGUGUGUUUUCCAUUGCUGAAAACCCUAAAAUACAAAUUUAUUUAAUUUCUGCGUUUAAUAUAGGAUAAUUAAGUUUGUAGCUUGUGGAAAAGUGAAUGUAUUUGCUAUCUUUUUCUUUUGUGAAUAUCACUUGAACAUGCAAGUGCACUUACUUACUUGGGUGCAAAGUGCACAAUAUUUUGUUCACUUUUCAUUUGAGUUCUGACCUCAACAAGUUCAGAUCGGUUGCAGUCUUCCAGAUAUCUAGAUGAGUUAUUGUGCAACAUUUUAAGUUUAGAUGUACUACAUAGUAAUUGCUCUUAGUACAUCAUCUUCCAGCUUCAUUAAGUUUAAUAGCAUUGGCUCUCUUAUGAUGUAUGUAUUUACCAUACCUUUUUAUCAACUUCAGUGAAGUUAGCUAUGAUGGAUUUUUUGUGAAGCAGUUUUAGUUUUUUGUGUUAGUGCUAUGCUAUAUUAAUGUUUUAUUCAUCAUCUUCCAACAACUGGUAUUAAUAUAGUCACCUGUUUUUUCUUAGUGAAUUGUCACAUGGUUAGUUUUAAAAUGAAUGAUUGUUGUAAAGUUUCAGCUUUCAAAAAUUUUAUCUAUGUAAACUGAUGUACAUUAUUAGGAGGUACAAUACAGUUGUCUGUAACUUGCAUUAUGUAAUGCAAAUCACACAUAAAGUUCUAAUUAGCAGCCUGAAGAACCCUAUAAAAAGACAGUGGAAGUGUGUUUUUGUUACCAAAGUUGAUUUCAGUAAUUUUUUACCACCUGAAAAUCACUGGUUAUGUUAUGGCUUGCAAAGAAUACAUAACUGUGGGAUCUUAUACUGGUUUAUCAAGAACUCAGCCUCUGUUGCUGUAUAGUUAUGGUUCCUUUCUAACAUAUAGCUCUCUCUCUCUCUCUCUCUCUCUCUCUCUCUCUCUCUCUCUCUCUCUCUCUCUCUCUCUCUCUCUCUCUCUCUCUCUCUCUC
This is a messenger RNA of Macrobrachium nipponense, 2661 nucleotides long. RefSeq names its product hypoxia-inducible factor 1-alpha inhibitor-like. The record is from RefSeq and is a predicted model, not a curated record. NCBI's taxonomy places the organism in Eukaryota, Metazoa, Arthropoda, Malacostraca, Decapoda, Palaemonidae. Gene Ontology annotation, molecular function: peptidyl-histidine dioxygenase activity; ankyrin repeat binding; [protein]-asparagine 3-dioxygenase activity. Gene Ontology annotation, cellular component: nucleus; cytoplasm. Gene Ontology annotation, biological process: negative regulation of Notch signaling pathway.